This is a messenger RNA of Lolium perenne, 1794 nucleotides long. NCBI's taxonomy places the organism in Eukaryota, Viridiplantae, Streptophyta, Magnoliopsida, Poales, Poaceae. The record is from RefSeq and is a predicted model, not a curated record.
AUGUUAGGGGCCCUUUUGCAUAUUGCACCUCCGCCGCCGCCGCCCGCCUUGGCAUCUCGCCGCCGCGCCCGCCUCGCCGCCGCGCUCUCCUUCACCAGCUCCGGCCGCCCGCCCUCCAGGCCGCCGCCUCCGAGCCGCCCGUCCGCUGUUUCCUGGCCUCCCGCCGGCUGUUCUCGCCGUUCCCGGCCGCCUCCCGUCGGCCGCCCGCUUCCAGCGCCUUCGCUCGCUGGCCGCUGCUCCGCCGCCCGCCGGCUCGCUCGCCGGCCGCUGCUCGGCCGCCCGCCCUCCAGGCCGCCCGUCCGCCUCCAGGCCGCCCGGCCGUCCGUCCGCCUCCAGGCCGCCCGGCUGCUCGAGGACAAGGAUGCAGCCAAGAGUGCCGCCGAUAUCGCUCCGGCUGAUUAUGACCGGAAGGUUGAGGAGUAUUCUACUGCUGUUGCGACCUACCGGCUGGAUCUGACUGACUACACUCAGUGGAUCGAUGAUGAUGCUCUUCUAUACUCGGGUGCUGCUAUUUGGCGUCAGCUUGAUUCUCUUCGUACAGCUGUGUGUGGCACCUGUCCCUGCUGUCUGACUGUGCGCGCGGAUCUGGAGUUUCAGCGCGUUUUUGAGUUCUUGUCGCGGCUCCGCACGGAGUUUGAGCCGCGUCGUGCCCAGCUGCUUGCCCGUGGUCGUGUUCCGCUCUCUGAGGUACUCGCUAAGCUGCGCGCAGAGGAGACUCGUCUUCGUGGUGCUGGUCUUCUUGCGGUUCCCUCUGCACUUGCUGCUCGUGGUCCUCCUGUGCCGUCUGCUCGUGGUUCUCCUGUGCCGUCCCCUUCGUUGCGGUCUCCAGCACCGCCGUUACUCUCUCCUCCGCCGGUCCAGGGCCAGAGUCAGUCUCAGCAGCCUCGUGGUCCUCGUCCUCCUCGCGCCUUCGUGGCAAGGCUGGCCACGACGUCUCUGGCUGCUGGAGGAGGGACCCCAGCUUACGUCAGCAGUACCUUGAUAAGCUUGCUCGUCGGCAGGCUGGUUCUUCAGGCUCGUCUGCUGUUGCGCUGUCUGAUCAGGACAUUAUCCGUGGUCUUCGUGGUCUGCUCGCUGCUACAGGCUCUUCUUCGACGGGUACUGCUGGUUCUGUGUCUGGCUCUUCUGGCACCGCGCGACCACCACCUUCUACACAGUCAGGACCGCCGUACACAGGCCCUGGUUGGAGCUGGCCCUCGCAGCCUUGAGUCCCCGGGCCUCUGGGAGUUAGACUGGCUUCGCGUUCCUUCCGCCGACACUUCAUCUGCCAGCUCUCCUGCAGUUGCUGCUUCUGUCACUGGUUCUUUUCAGCAGUGGCAUCAUCGGCUGGGUCACCUUUGUGGCUCCCGUUUAUCGUCAUUAGUUCGUCGUGGUCUUCUGGGGUCUGUCUCAGGAGAUGUGUCUUUACAUUCGUGUCAGGGUUGUAGGUUAGGCAAACAGAUUCAGCUUCCCUAUCCUACCAGUGCGUCUGUAUCUCAGCGACCUUUUGAUUUAGUUCAUUCUGAUGUUUGGGGUCCGGCUCCCUUUGCUUCCAAAGGGGGCCAUCGAUACUAUAUUUUGUUUAUUGAUGACUUUUCCCGGUACACCUGGUUGUUUUUUAUGCGCUCUCGCAGUGAGGUGCUUUCUAUUUAUCAGCGCUUUGUGGCCAUGGUUCGUACUCAGUAUUCCACUCCCAUUCGUGUGUUUCGUGCUGACUCUGCAGGAGAGUAUAUCUCCCGAGCACUGCGUGGUGUCCUUGCUGAGCAGGGAAAAGUAUAUUCACGAUCUCCUUACUCGUGCUGCUCUUGUGGAUGA